Messenger RNA from Aspergillus heteromorphus CBS 117.55, 1140 nucleotides. Its product is annotated as SDR family NAD(P)-dependent oxidoreductase. The record is from RefSeq and is a predicted model, not a curated record. The transcript has a single exon. NCBI's taxonomy places the organism in Eukaryota, Fungi, Ascomycota, Eurotiomycetes, Eurotiales, Aspergillaceae. The coding region runs from base 78 to 863 and encodes 261 amino acids.
CUUUAAAUGAAGUCCACAUCUGCUAAGAGCAAACAAAGAUAAACUUCCACCAUUCCAUCCCUCAAUUCUCAGCAAAUAUGGCCCCUACUCCUAGCCAAUCAAACGCCCAGGCUUGUCGCGAAUUCGUGCCCACUCUGCAUACCACUCCAUAUCCUGCCAUCGACCCUUCUGCAGUCAGGCUCCCCUGCCCCUAUGUUGUAUGCAUCGUCGGUGGCAGAGGAGCCGCUGGCGGUGGGCUCGCCCGAUCCUACGCUCGAGCCGGAGCCUCCGGAAUCAUCCUAGCCGCAAGGACACGGUCCGCGCUGGAGGAUACAGCCAGCGAAGUUCGCAACAUCAACCCUACAGUCAAGGUAAUCGUGGCAGAGUGCGAUAUAACUUCCGCCGCCAGCGUUGAAGCUCUAGCAAGUACCACAAAAGCCGCAUUUGACGGUCGCCUGGACGUCGUCCUCGUGAAUUCCGGGUAUUCAGGCCCGAUGACCGCCGACGUGGUUCAAGAAUCGCCCAUCGACUUCCGGACUGCGUUCGAGGUAAAUACAAUUGGAACUUUUCAUGCUGCUCACUGUUUGCUCCCGUUGCUCUUGGACACAGAGUCAGGGGCCAAGGCCUUCGUCGCUAUUAGCUCCAUGGCGACUCCCACUAUCUCGGGACAUACGCACUACUGCGUAAGCAAGGCUGCGCAGGCACGGUUUGUGGAGAUGUUGCAUGAGCAGUAUGCUUCUAGGGGGGUUUUCUGCGUCAGUGUGCAUCCGGGCGGACUGAAGAGCGAGUUUUCGGAGAAGUCUAUGCCUAAGCAGUUUCAUCAUCGUGAGUGGAUCCGCCAGUUUUGCCCAGAGGGAGCUGAUCUAACUCAAACGCUGGCAUAGUGUUGGCAGAUAGCCCUGAUCUGGUGGGCUCAUUCUGCGUCUGGUUGACCAAGCCCGAUGGUUGGGAACAGCAAAGGUCAGCUUUGAAUGGUCGUUUCCUUUCUUGUAAGUGGGACGUGUUUGAGCUCGAGCAAAGGUUUGGUGAAAUAUUGGAGAAAGAUCUGUUGAGGUUUCGAGUUGCCGUGGACUUUUAAGCCGUUGGUGGACGGCUUGAAAACUGAGCUGAACACGAGUGCUCUGCACAUAAGAAGUAUUACUCCGCAGUCAUGAUGCAGUG